GAUUACUCUGAGACCCAGAGUAGAGCAGAACAGACUCGAGAAGAGUAGAAAAGAGAAGAGCAGAGUAGAACAGACUAGAGAAGAGUAGAAAAGAGAAGAGCAGAGUAGAACAGGGAAGAGAACAGAGCAGGUUAGAGGACUCUGAAAGUUUAGCCAACUGUCGUUUGGUUGACAACUCAACCCAGGUCAUAAAGAUAUAAACAGUCAUAGAAAAUAUAAACCGUCAUAUUAUUUAACAGAUGUUUUAUUUGAAGGUACACACUCUUCUUGUUGGGAUUCUGGUUGUUUUAGCAGGUUCAGCCAGGUGUUCAGAAGAUGAGACGCGUCUGGUUAAAACCCUGUUCACCGGCUAUAACAAGGUGGUCCGCCCUGUCAAUCACUUCAGAGAUCCGGUGGUGGUGACUGUAGGCUUGCAGCUCAUCCAGCUCAUUAGUGUGGAUGAAGUCAAUCAAAUUGUGACCAGUAAUGUGCGGCUGAAACAGAUAUGGGAGGACGUGAAUCUGAAGUGGAACCCUGAUGAUUAUAGUGGAAUUAAGAAGAUCAGAAUCCCUUCCACAGACAUCUGGCGUCCUGACCUCGUGCUCUAUAACAAUGCAGAUGGAGACUUUGCAAUCGUCCAUGAGACCAAGGUGCUGCUGGAGCACACAGGUCUGAUCACCUGGAACCCUCCGGCCAUCUUUAAGAGCUACUGUGAGAUCAUUGUGCUUCACUUCCCCUUCGACCUGCAGAACUGCAGUAUGAAGCUGGGGACAUGGACCUACGACGGCAACCUGGUAGUGGUCAACCCGGACAACGACCGGCCUGACUUGAGUAACUUCAUGGAGAGUGGUGAGUGGGUGAUGCAGGACUAUAGGAGCUGGAAGCACUGGGUGUACUAUGCCUGCUGCCCUGACACGCCCUACCUGGAUAUCACCUACCACUUCCUGAUGCUGAGGCUGCCUCUCUACUUUAUCGUCAACGUCAUCAUCCCCUGCAUGCUGUUCUCCUUCCUGACUGGACUGGUCUUCUACCUCCCCACUGACUCUGGUGAGAAGAUGACCCUGUCUAUCUCUGUCCUGCUGUCUCUCACUGUGUUUCUGCUAGUCAUCGUGGAGCUCAUCCCCUCCACCUCCAGUGCGGUGCCUCUCAUUGGGAAGUACAUGCUCUUCACCAUGGUCUUCGUCAUAGCUUCCAUCGUCAUCACCGUCAUCGUCAUCAACACACACCACCGCUCUCCCAGUACACACACAAUGCCCCAGUGGGUCCGCAAGCUUUUCAUCGACACCAUCCCCAAUUUCAUGUUCUUCUCGACUAUGAACCGUCCAUCCAGGGACAGGCAGGAGAAGAGGAUCCACCCGACUGACUUUGACAUCUCCGACAUCUCGGGCAAGCCUGCCCCUGCCUCUGUCACCUUCCAGUCCCCCAUCACCAAGAACCCGGACGUCCGCAGCGCCAUCGAGGGGGUCAAGUACAUCGCAGAGACCAUGAAGUCUGACGAAGAGUCUAACAAUGCUGCUGAGGAGUGGAAGUUUGUAGCCAUGGUCCUGGAUCACAUCUUGCUGUGUGUGUUCAUGGCUGUGUGUAUCAUCGGCACCAUGGGAGUGUUUGCUGGACGUCUCAUUGAGCUGAGCAUGCAGGACUAAAGGAGAGACCUAGCUGGAGUCAUCCUGGUCUGGCCACACUCUGGUUCUCCUGCUCGCUCUGACACCUGUCUGCUGUGCCUCUACCCCGAGUCAACCUGGUCUGUCCACACUCUGGUUCUCCUGCUCGCUCUGACACCUGUCUGCUGUGCCUCUACCCCGAGUCAACCUGGUCUGUCCACACUCUGGUUCUCCUGCUCGCUCUGACACCUGUCUGCUGUGCCUCUACCCCGAGUCAACCUGGUCUGUCCACACUCUGGUUCUCCUGCUCGCUCUGACACCUGUCUGCUGUGACUCUACCCCGAGUCAUCUGGUCUGUCCACACUCUGGUUCUCCUGCUCGCUCUGACACCUGUCUGCUGUGCCUCUACCCCGAGUCAUCUGGUCUGUCCACACUCUGGUUCUCCUGCUCGCUCUGACACCUGUCUGCUGUGCCUCUACCCCGAGUCAACCUGGUCUGUCCACACUCUGGUUCUCCUGCUCGCUCUGACACCUGUCUGCUGUGCCUCUACCCCGAGUCAACCUGGUCUGUCCACACUCUGGUUCUCCUGCUCGCUCUGACACCUGUCUGCUGUGCCUCUACCCCGAGUCAUCUGGAAAUGACAAUCAAUCGAUUGAUUGAUUGGUUGGUUGGAUCGUUGAUUGAAUGUAACUGGUCCAGUGAGGUGUUGUUAUAGAUUACAGUUGAAAAUAUGGACAUUCAUGGCACUCAGUGUUGAUAAGGUGUCCCGCUGUCAGCUGUCUGUGACUUGAUGGAUUGUGUUUAAGGAACGACGGUUAACCUCCCUAACGAGGGGAUUUCUUUAUUUUUAACCAUCGUUCCUCAUGUGGAACGAAGGAUGCAGAGUAUAUUGGUUUAACAAACUCUAUAUAACGGCUCUGAUUGUGAGCACUCUGGCACUCUUAUGGCACUGUGGAUGAGGGAGGUCACAUUAUGGCACUGUGGAUGAGGGAGGUCACAUUAUGGCACUGUGGAUGAGGGAGGUCACAUUAUGGCACUGUGGAUGAGGGAGGUCACAUUAUGGCACUGUGGAUGAGGGAGGUCACAUUAUUGCACUGUGGAUGAGGGAGAUCACAUUAUGGUACUGUGGAUGAGGGAGGUCACAUUAUGGUACUGUGGAUGAGGGAGAUCACAUUAUGGCACUGUGGAUGAGGGAGAUCACAUUAUUGCACUGUGGAUGAGGGAGAUCACAUUAUGGUACUGUGGAUGAGGGAGGUCACAUUAUGGUACUGUGGAUGAGGGAGAUCACAUUAUGGUACUGUGGAUGAGGG
Messenger RNA from Salvelinus namaycush (lake trout), 2890 nucleotides. Its product is annotated as acetylcholine receptor subunit alpha-like. Gene Ontology annotation, molecular function: acetylcholine-gated monoatomic cation-selective channel activity; transmembrane signaling receptor activity. The record is from RefSeq and is a predicted model, not a curated record. The coding region runs from base 240 to 1622 and encodes 460 amino acids. Gene Ontology annotation, cellular component: synapse; postsynaptic membrane; neuron projection. Gene Ontology annotation, biological process: chemical synaptic transmission; signal transduction; nervous system process. NCBI's taxonomy places the organism in Eukaryota, Metazoa, Chordata, Actinopteri, Salmoniformes, Salmonidae. The transcript is spliced from 9 exons.